This is a messenger RNA of Cuscuta epithymum, 2825 nucleotides long. Lineage: Eukaryota; Viridiplantae; Streptophyta; Magnoliopsida; Solanales; Convolvulaceae. The record is from the annotation of a GenBank genome assembly.
CCCCGCCCCAGCCCGCCAGCUUAAUUUCUCUGGUCUUCCAGUUGAUUCUCACUUCUGAUUUAUUCUCUAUCUCUCUUUUGCCAUUUUUUCCGUCGAUGGAGAGGCACCGGGGGGAGAGUUACGGCAACCCGAUUGAUCCGCAGCAUCACUAUAGACCUUUCAGAGGCGGCCCCCAAUCGAUGCGCCCUUUCUCCGAGAAUCCAAUGAACCACCAUCAGCACCGCAGCCCUAACAGUUACGGUGGUUCUGACCGUAGAGACCGUCUUGCAUUUGAUAGCCCUCCUAGUUUUCCUCCCGGCCCUGGUGGAACAGGGGUUGGAGGUUUCCGGCCGGUAGGAGGCGGCAGCUUAGGCGAGGUCGGCGGUUUAGGGUAUAAUUCUGCUUACCAAACGCCGCCUGUGACUGGGCAAAAACGAGCUUACCCCUUCCCCGGCAGAGGAGGGGGCUCUCCUGAACACUUUGAUGGAGGUAGCUUUGCGAAACUUUUUGUUGGAUCCGUCCCAAGAACAGUAACAGAGGAUGAUAUCCGACCUGUGUUUGAACAACAUGGGUGUGUGCUUGAGGUUGCUUUGAUUAAAGACAAGAGAACGGGACAACCACAAGGGUGUUGCUUCAUUAAAUAUGCCACUUCAGAAGAUGCUGAUAGAGCCAUUAGAGCCUUGCAUAACAAUUAUACUUUACCAGGGGGGACAGCCCCUAUUCAAGUCAGAUAUGCCGAUGGUGAGCGAGAACGACUUGGUACAGUUGAAUACAAGUUGUUUGUUGGGUCACUGAAUAAACAAGCUUCAGUGAAGGAUGUCGAAGAGAUUUUUUCUUCUUAUGGUCGUGUUGAAGAUGUCUACCUCAUGCGUGAUGAGAUGAAGCAGAGUCGGGGUUGUGGAUUUGUCAAAUACUCAAAUCGGGAAGUUGCAUUGGCAGCAAUUAAUGGUCUUAGUGGAAAGUUCACAAUGCAAGGAUGUGAUCAGCCUUUGACUGUUCGAUUUGCUGACCCUAAGAAGCCCAGAUCUGGGGAAUCAAGGGAUCCAUCAUUUGCGGGGCCUGGUCCCGUGCCUCGCUUUCAAGCGCCUGGAAUUGGACCACAUCCGACUCUUUCAGAGCCUGUGUAUGGACAGAAUGCUCCUAACUCGUGGCGCCCUAUGGGUGCCAUAAGUCCAGGGCCAACAACUAAUGCUCCUAGCAUUCAUGGUAUUGGAAAUCAAUUUUCCCCAAGACCAAAUGGUAUACAAGUGCCUUCCUCGCUGGGUGCCAGCAGCGACAAUUCAUUUCCUGUGCGUCCAGUUUCUUCUGCAUCUAUACCACAACAGGGUGGCCAUAGCGGCAGUGGGGAUAAAUCAUAUCCAGGGCUUACCGCAUCUUCAUCUUCCUCCUCUAUAUCAGAAAAGGGUUCAAACCAGCCUUUGGUGCAAAACAUUUCAGUUGGCCAGCAAAAUUCUCCAUCUCAGAAGCCUCUUCCGUCACCUCAAAACUUGCCAUCUUCACUGCAACCACAAAAUCCAGCUAUGUUGCAGGGCUAUGGCUACACGGAUCCGCGGAUACAUGGAUACGGGCAGCCUCAAGUACCAAUAAUGCCCCUGUCCACCAGUCAAACACCGGUUAGUCAGCAAAAUGUGACAUCUCAGAAUGUGACAUCUGGCCUUGCAAACAACCAACAACGGCCAACUCAACAGACCUUUCAACAUCUUCACCAAUCAUCACCAUCUCAGUUAGCCCAGAUGAUGUCACAACAAACACAAACAUUACAGGCAAGCUUCCAUUCAUCACAACAGGCCUUCUCUCAGCUUCAACACCAACAAAGGCAGAUGAUGCAACCACCGCCUAACCAAAACUUAACAACUCCAACAGCUGCCCCUCAGCAGCAGCAGUCUUCUUGGACCGGGCCCACAAUGCAGCAAUCACCUUCAGUCACUUCCUUUCAGCCUCCUCCUAACCAGGCCAUGGCUGCUUUAAAGUGUGACUGGACAGAACACACUGCACCUGAUGGAUACAAAUACUACCACAACAGUGUCACUGGUGAAAGCAAAUGGGAAAAGCCAGAUGAGCUGACUUUGUUUGAGCAACAACAACAAAAACAACAAGAACAAACAAAGCCUUCUCCAACCAUCCAGCAACCUCAAAUGCAUCCUUAUCCUCAACAAGGCAUAUCUUCACAGCAAGGUUUUCAAAUGCAAGGGCAGUAUCAAAGUCCAAUUCAGAUCCAAUUCCGCCCCCCACAACAUAUGCAACAACAAACAUCACAAGUUUCAUCGUAUCAUCAGGUUCAGGGAAAUCCGGGAAUGACUGUUCAACGAAGUAAUCAGGAACAUUCUUUUUCACAACAUGUAGCUGGGGGUUCAGUAAUUGAUCCGUCGCGUAACCAACAGGGGCAUCAUGCUGGUCAAGAAUGGAUGCCGAAGAGAACAUGAAUCCAAUGCUGCCGGAUUGACAAACCAUGCCCAAUAGACCUCUGGCACAAUGCUCAAGCAUGGCCUGCGCUUAGUGGGUAGGACUUGGGAGGUUCAAGUAGUUUUGAGAUUGAGAUAGUCAAUUUGACAUGUGAAAUGUAAUGUUACAAAAGCAGUGUUGUCUAUUUCUUCCUUUUUUUUUCUUUCUAAAUUAGUUAAUGGCAUGGGGUGCUAGAUCAUUGUAGGAAUACCGAAUACCCCAAUAAGAUAGCUCUGGAUCAAUGAGGCCUUUGGGCUGUGGCAGUGUUGUCUCUGUUUGAGUGUAAUUUUGUUUACAUUUAUUAGUAUCAUAUAUGGCAUAUCCGAAUGUAGAGCCAACCUUAAUUAUCACAAUAAGCUUAAUCGCUUGGCAUUCUUUUACUAUUUGAUGUCGUUUAAUUAGUU